CCCGCCAAGGCAACGCCUACAACGGUUCCGGCUCGAUCCAGCCUUGUCUCUUCCAGCGCAGCUUGUGGAACCCGGCGCCACCACGAUGGUGCAGGCCUGGUACAUGGACGAGUCCACUGCCGACCCGCGGAUGCCCCACCGCGCACAGCCCGACCGCCCGGUGGGCCUGGAGCAGCUGCGCACGCUCGGAGUGCUCUAUUGGAAGCUGGAUGCUGACAAGUAUGAGAAUGAUCCAGAGCUGGAAAAGAUCCGGAGAGAGAGAAACUACUCCUGGAUGGACAUCAUUACCAUAUGCAAAGAUACACUUCCUAACUAUGAGGAGAAGAUCAAGAUGUUCUUUGAGGAGCAUCUGCAUCUGGAUGAGGAGAUCCGCUACAUCCUGGAGGGCAGCGGCUACUUCGACGUCAGGGACAAGGAGGACAAGUGGAUUCGGAUUUCCAUGGAGAAGGGGGACAUGAUCACGCUUCCUGCCGGCAUCUAUCACCGCUUCACGCUGGAUGAGAAGAAUUACGUGAAGGCCAUGCGGCUGUUUGUGGGAGAACCUGUGUGGACACCAUAUAACCGUCCGGCUGACCAUUUUGAUGCCCGGGUACAGUACGUGAGAUUUCUGGAAGGAACAGCAUAGCCGUUCUCCCUGAAGAGAAAAGUGCACUGUGUGAAUCUACUGCUUCAGUAACCAUCGGAAAGUCACUCACCUCUCUGCUUUUAUAUGGAGACUUGAGGCUAGACUAGCUCUCUUUCACAAGAUUGUCAGAUCAGAGUCUUUUUAAUGAAAGCAUCUGUAAAAGUGAUUUUUCCAUGAAAACCACAAAAAAUGUGAACAAUUCUCCCUAACUGUCAUGACUUAGAGAAAUGGGAGCCCUGGGUUGGUGUAUGCAUUCAUGCAUAGCCGAUCUUCAUCUCCUGAAGGUCCUUCUGUAGGUGUCUGUUGGGGUACGAAGCAAUGCCUCUGGAAGGCGGCAGUUAUACCCAGCACAACUAACCAGAUGGAAGAUGCUUUUCUCCCUUGCUGAUCUUUGGGGUGGAAAGUUGGGUUGUCUCUUCUUCUCCCUUCAAAACAAAUCAGUUUCCUUAAUUGUCUGUUCAUGGCUAAGCUGUAUUACACUCAUGUGUACAUACAGUAUUUUACUUGGUUCAUUAAAGCCUUGCAUUUAGAUUCCUUAUAUGAUUUUAUAUGCACAUAGUUAAUUUCUACAUCAGGAUAGCUAUUUUCAUUGUGAUUUUGGGUCCUUUUAUAAUCUAGAUUCAAAAGAGGUAAUAUAUGAUUUUUCUACUCAAGCACCGUGGGGCUGGACUGAUAUAGCUUAGAUGUAGAACUGUCACCCAGCAAAUGCAAGGUCUUGGGCAUGAGCCCCAGCACCACAAAUAAAGAAUAAUAAUCCUGAAA
This is a messenger RNA of Psammomys obesus (fat sand rat), 1387 nucleotides long. It is a transcript of the gene Adi1, whose product is annotated as acireductone dioxygenase 1. Gene Ontology annotation, molecular function: acireductone dioxygenase [iron(II)-requiring] activity. The record is from RefSeq and is a predicted model, not a curated record. The transcript has 4 exons. Lineage: Eukaryota; Metazoa; Chordata; Mammalia; Rodentia; Muridae. The coding region runs from base 86 to 625 and encodes 179 amino acids.